CCAACGACGAAAGCUCCGUACAGUUGAAGCUUCGCAGUUUAUCGCCGGAAACGGAAGGCGACUUAUACAUUUCGCGUUUCGAAUUUUUCGUAGUUACGGUCUCGAAUUUAAUUAGGUUGAAAAUUAGGGAAAUCGCCUCGAGUAAAGGAUGUUUCGUUUAAUCAUCUCCGGGAUUGGAUUUUUAUUAAUAAUAACAUUCUCUGUGGUGAUCUGCGAAGAUUUACUCCUUCAAACGGUGGCCUCAUCAUCACUUAAACCCUCAACAUCAACAACAGAAUUAUCCCCAUUCUCUUUAUCGGCGAAUACGUGUUUAGAAUGCGAAACGAGUGUUCAAAAAGCGCUCGCUUGGUUGGUUUCGCAACGAGAACCCGAUUAUGGGUGGAGAAAUGAUACCCCAAAAGUAAUCACAACGUUACAAUUAAUCCAAUCGAACGAUGAUCUCAAAGGAUUACUCCCUUCGAGCGUUGAGAUGCAACUUUCAUCCAAACAAAUGGAGGUUGAAAUCGUUGUGUUGUUGUGGAGGCACCACGAAAUUCCGGUCACCCCACCGAAAUUAGCGCAAUAUUCGUUAGCUUUGAGUGCUUUAUGCGAGGAUCCAAGACAAUUCCAUGGACACGAUUUAAUCGGGACUUUGCAACAUCAUGAAUCAACCCACGAUUUAGAUUUUGCUUACGCAAGUUUGGCAGUUUGCAGCGCAAAAGCCCAUUUGAGAAAGAAACAAAUAAGGAGGCUACUAGAUAUCGCCAGUAACGCAAAAGAUCAUAACAUUGAUACUUUGGCGAUGACAAUUUUGGCUCUAAGAUGCAUAGUUCGCGAUCACCGCCACAGAAAUCUCCAACAUUCGUUAAAACGCCCCGGAAUGAGCUUAGCGAGGCAACAAUUACCCGACGGGAGUUUCGGGAACUUAUACAACACGGCUUUAACAAUUUUGGCUUUACAAGAUGCACCGGAAGCGAAUAAUUAUUGGAAUAAAUCUGCCGCUAUCGGUUAUAUCGAAAGCAAACAAGACCCCGAUGGGGCUUUCACCGAUCCGGGAUUAACGGCGGAAGUUAUUUUGGCGUUAUCUUCAAAGGGGUUAAGCGCCAUUCGAGGAUUUGAUUGUGGAAAAAUCGAUCAAGAAGAUGAGAAUCAUGUGGAAUAUGAUGGUUUAACGAAAAAUCAACAAUACCACGGAAAUGAUUCCGAUGCGAGGAAUGUAACCAUAACUUACACGCUUUGGGUUGGUACGAAUAUCACGGAGAAUUACACGAUUUCUUUGGUGGCCCCCAGAAACUCAUCGUUUUACUCGGUGAUGCAAAUGGCGAUGGAGGCCGACCCCCGAUUUGCUUUCGAAGCGUCCGAGUGGCCAAACGGUCAUUAUGUGCACACUUUGGCUGGGUUUAAAGAGGAGCCAAUGGGGUACCAUUAUUGGUUGUUGUAUCGGUUACCCGAAGUACCUGACCCUUUAGUUCCCCCAGCUAAUCAUAUGGUUGCGCCAGUUGGAGUUGACGAUUUAUUGAUAGAGGAGGGUGAUCAUUUUCUGUUUUGGUACAAAAAGCUCUAAGUGAUUCUAAAUUAAAAUUAGCGAGGAGGAAAUUAAAACUAAAAAAAGGAACGAUAAAUACGGCACAACACUCUAUUUAGGUGUACGAGCGGAGUUAAAAAAAAAUAAAUCAGUAUUUGCUUAUCGUCUCUAAGUAUAUCAAGAAUAAUAAUAAAAAAAAAUCUAAAAAGAAAUACUCAUAUAAGAAAAAAUUAAGGAAUUAAAACAAAAAAAAACGUUUUGUAAUGUUCGAUGUGUUCAAAAAUUAAUCUAAAACCCAAAAAACAACUUUUUUAAAAACACACUUUGCCUCUUUCUAGUAUUAAAUCGCACACAACCGUAAAAAAUUAAAUCGCACCCUUUCUACUUUACGUUAACGUUAAAAACUUUUAAAAAAGCUGUUUUUAUUUUUACCCCUCUUAGUAUUUAAUCGAAAAAAUAUGUAAUAAACGUUUUUUGAAGGAUGUAAUAAUUAUUAAUUAAUUGAUAAAAAUAAUAAUUGUAAUAAUAAUACUAAUAAUAAUGUUUCUACGCGACAAUAUGUGUGUUUCGAAGGUUUCGAUGUAGCUUAGACUUAUAAUUUCAAAUGAAUUAAACCACAAAUAACAAAUCUAUGUGGGGAUUAAAAAUAAUGAAUCGCGCGAAAGGAAGUUGUUGAAAAUUGAUUAUUUUUGUUAAGAUUCGGCUUGGAUUUGGUACAAUAAAGUAUUAACAUAAA
Molecule: messenger RNA, 2240 nt
Organism: Onthophagus taurus
Lineage: Eukaryota; Metazoa; Arthropoda; Insecta; Coleoptera; Scarabaeidae
Biological process (GO): cobalamin transport
Molecular function (GO): cobalamin binding
Source: RefSeq, a predicted model, not a curated record